ACUAAAACAGUCCUCCGGCACUUCGAUCCGUUGGCAGAGCUCGUAGCGCGUGCCUGCCGCCUUUUUUCGAUCGAUCGAUCGAUCCCGAGAAUCGUUUACAGGAAAAUUUCGAUCGAGAUCAAAAAUCGAGUGAAACGAAUCGCGGAAGAAAGUGCGCUCGUGAACUUCCCGAGAUAAAACACCUAACGAAAACACCGAACGAAGAAAAACUGUAAUUGAAGCGUCGUAACAAUUGCUCCGAAGCGGUUUACCAACAACGGCGAACAAUGUUAUCUCGCGAUUGGCCGUAAUUGCUGGAACGACAAGCAAUUAGCGUCGGCUGAUGUAUACAGCGCUGGGUCGAUCAUUUUUUCUCCAAUGACAAGAUAGCCGAACGAAUGGAUCUGUAAGGCCGCGAACUGGAAAAAUCGCGUCUCACGCGACCAUAACGAGUCACUUCGCUCGCCGGGUAAUUACCGCAUCGCUAACGGUAAUUACUCUCGGUCUGUCCGCCGUUUAAUUUGCAAGGUGUAAAGUAACUUGCACUUCGAAUCGUCCGUGCACGCUUUCCGAUGGUUGAACGCAACGCUCUGUAUCUGUGCCUUAUUAAUUCCAUCUUUUCCUAUUUUUCUCCGCCUUAUCAUCGCUUUUUAUCGCCGUUCCUUUAAACCUUAUCGUGGAAGGCUAUCUCGGUUCGGUGAACGGAAAUCGUUUCCUCGAAAUCACCGUGGCAAGAAAUAAAAAAGUCGUCGCAGCACAUGAGGACAAAAUUGUUCUUUGCCACGAAGCUGUCGAAAUUGAUCACCUGCUGAAGCUCCUUUCGAGAAGAAAGAAUAAUUGUGAGAAUCCUGUAGAUGCAACGUUAUCGCGUUUCCCCCAGCAGGCUAUCUGCAGCAGACUGUUACAGAAAAAGGAAGAGACGAGUAAGAAAGUUCCUUCCGCGAUCGCUUGGGUCCGUUGCGUCCACCGAAGAAACGCAUCAAGGGAGUUAAUCGAUCGCGAACGAUAACGGGAUCCGCGUGUAUCCUGGUGUAUACGCGUAAUCGUGAUUCGACGAAACGCGUAACGAGCUACGCAACCGAACGGUAAACCUACCCCCAUGGAUUGUGCCGUGGUAACGAGCGUCUUCUUUCACGGAACACUCGACAAAAACUACUAUAACGCGAUUCUGAGCCGACGAGAAGAGCGAUCCGGCGACAGCUUCGCUUCGACGUUGACGAGCUUCUGUGUGCAACGUCUACGUCCCGUGUAAUUGACAAAGCCACAGUAAUCUGGAUUCUGGAAUAUGACGUGAAAAGGAAGAACAUUGUAACCGUGUUUUCUUCUUUAAAGGAGGAAGAGAAUUUCAUUCGUCGCGGUCGAGUUAAGAGGAACUGUGCUUCCUCGAGGAUAUUGUAAAUCAAAAGACUAAUUGAAGCAAAUGGCUAACGCAAAAUAAUUAUCUUACUUUAUUUUGCUUACGCUGAUGAUGGAUUGUUAUUUAAAUUUUCGAGGCUGGUGCAAUUAAACUGUAUUCUUCGUAAGCGAACUGUGGAUAAGUUUUAUAGAAGUUCGUUCUGGAAGAUCAAGGGUGUUCCACGGCUAAUCGAGUUUCGACCUAAGAUGGGAGAAAAGAAAAUGAGGCCUGCAUAUAUUGACAUACAUUAGCUUUCUUAAGCUGGAAUUGAAUUUCAUGAAAACGUGCAGGUUUAUUGUUAAAAACUUCACUCGUUAUGCGUGUGGAAAUUUGAAUAUUUUGAAAUUUAAUGGAGUUGAUAACUCUAAGUUAUAAAUAGACUUUGAAGCUGUGUUUAUGGGAAAAGCAGUGACAUUUAAAAAGUGUACAUCUUGUUAAGUUCAGUGUUAAGUGACUAGUGAUCAUUUUUAAUAUUAGAGGAAAAGUCUAAUUAAACACGAUUCGACGAGGAAAUCGAAGCAGAUUGAGCAAGAGACUGAUAAAAUACUCAUGGUACGCAAGCUUUACAAAAAUUUCAAAAUCUGUGUUCGAAAUUAAUCACCGUAAUCCAGCCGUGAACAUAGUAUCACAUGCAGCUGCCUAAAAGCUAGCAUAAGUGACGAUAAGUUUCACUAAAAAUCGACGUGACAAACGACAAAGGAUUGUCCGAUAGUUAGACGUCAUCGAUAACGCAAUCGAAGUAUCCUUCAGGUGUAUAGGCGCAUCCGAACGUGAGUCACGUACACGCAUUUUCGAUUCGAGGCUUCGAGGACGUGGUACCGUUUGAUUCGUCGCAUUAGAGCCGGCGAUAUAUCGGCCACCUUCCUCUUGCCGUGUUCUUCGUGCUAUCAGAUCGAGAAUCUCGCGAUUCUCACGGGCCAACAGCUUCGAUUGUGUUCCAAGUUUCUUCGUAUGUGACGUCGCACGCAAGCCCCCAGAGAUGCUGAAGAUACGCAUGCUGGAUUACAUCGGGGACACUGGGAGACAGCAACUCGAACAGUCCGUGUAUUGUGAGUCUGAAUCCCGGCGCGCCGCGCUGGAAGAUGAAAGGCAAGAUGUUCAAGGUGCCAACCAAGAAAAAAUUAAGAAUACUACGCAAGAUUUAUUCGAAUUGCUGGAAAGGGUGCAGAGUUCGCGUCUCGAUGAUCAACGAUGCGUUCUACCACCAUAUUUUUCUCAGACCCCGAGGGAGGACAGAGCAGCGUCGAGUCCUGGUAAUCAGAAUAAUCACACACCUACACCGUCCCCGUCGCCGGUUGGAGAUGCACCCGUUGGCAGGGCUCUCAUGGAGGCUGCGCUUCAGCAAGCCACUUCCGGAUCUCAGCCACCUCUGGUGGUGAUACCGCCUGGAUACUGGGUCGACGGUACCGAUCAUCAACACGCCCUGGACUCAGCUGGCAGGGCGUUACUUCCGGCACAGCCUGCCUGGCAACCCAGGAUAGAUCAGGACGAUACGGCCAAAUGCUACAGGCGGUUCUUCGUUGGACGGGAGCACGUGAACCUGGUGGGUAGAGACGGAGAGAACGGUCCGGUGCUGGUCUCGGUGAAGGCCGAGACAGUCGCUGGACAGGAGCACUGGAGGGUCUUAUUGCGAUUGCGAGCUGGCUCAACCCACGAAUUGGUACCAGCCGUGAACCUCGGUCCAAAUCCAUCACCCGCGAAAAUGGUCAAGGCGAUCAACGAAUCCUUGAACGUGAGCACCCUAAUGCCUGUUGUCUGUUCCGGUGCUGGCACGUUAAUAGCACGGUACGACGAGCACGCUUUGGUGUCGAGGUUUAAAUUUGGUGUUCUUCAUCAACGAGCUGGCCAAGUGACUGAGGAGCAACUUUUUGGGAACAGACAGAUUACGCCAGCCUUCCAGGAGUUUCUUGAUUUGUUGGGUCAAAAAAUCGAUUUGAAGGAUCACAAAGGAUACCGCGGUGGUUUAGAUACUCGACAUGGACAGACAGGAGAUUCUGCGGUGUACGAGGUAUUUAGAGGGCGCGAAGUGCUCUUCCAUGUCGCUUCUCUGCUCCCGUAUAGUCCAGGGGACUCCCAGCAAUUGCAGCGUAAAAGACACAUCGGCAAUGACAUCGUCGCGAUAAUAUUCCAAGAGGAGCCAACUCCUUUCAGUCCAGAUAUGAUCGCCAGCCACUUCUUGCAUGCAUUUAUCGUGGUACAAGUCGUCGACCCCUGCACUCCUAAUACCAGGUACAAAGUCAGUAUCACAGCGCGAAACGAUGUUCCCUGGUUUGGUCCAGCAUUACCGACUCCAGCUGUGUUUUUGAGAGGCGUCGAAUUCAAGGAAUUCCUUCUAACGAAAUUGGUGAACGCUGAAAACGCUGCGUACAAAGCUGAGAAGUUUUCGAAGCUUGAGUUACGAACGAGGUCAGCCCUUCUGGAGUCAUUGACGGAGGAAUUACAAGCGAAGACGGCCGAAUUUCUGGGCGGAGCGAUCGGUUUAGGAGGUAGUAGCCUGGGAUUCGGAGGGAACUGUCCCGUAAGUCCAACAGCGAGCGACGCCUCGGGAUCCGGUAGCGGCGGAAGUGGCUCGAGAUUUAUCGACACCGUAAGAAAAGCGCUGAUAUCGCGUGUCCGAAACGCGUCCACGGAGAGCGUGCCGCAGCAGUUAUCGAAGAAAGGUCAAUCGGAGCCUAGUCCGCCCAGCAAUCGACAAUCAACGACGAAGAUCAGCAGCAAACGUUCGGUAGAGCCGUCGAGUCCGUUGGGUUCCCCUGAUCUGACGCUUCGAAGGGACUCGGAACGCGGAAGUCCAAGUUUGGGAAGCCAGGACAGCAGUUUGUCCAACACCGACAAUCAGGAUAGCAGCUUAGCUACUUUGCAACAGGACGAAGUUGAUCGCAGAGAAUCUAUAGCGGCAGUUUGCUCCAACAACGAUACGACGUUAACGGACAAAACUUCGGUGUCGUCCGUUCAGAGACUGACUCACGAGAACCUGCGGAAGCAGGAGAGGACGGAGAAGACAGAGACGACGCAACGCGUCAUUUCGGAGAGCGACGACAGCUCGUUGAACAGCGAACUCGAACUGGACCAAGCUGUGUAUCCGGACAGCGAUACGGGACUCGAAUCGAUGAGUUCUGCGGAAACUCAUGACACCGCACGGUGUACCACCAAGGAUGGAGUGUUGGAGAACGAGAACUUGAGGAUGGAGGUUACCAGGUUGAAGUGCGACAAACUAGACCUGCUCAGGCAAAAUGUGACUUGCCAACGCGAUAUAAAACGUCUACGAGAAAAGGAGUUGCAGUUGCAGUCCGAUCUGGCGGCUGCUUCGAAAGAAAUCCUGCGAUUGCGAGCUAUGUUGAAAGAAUGUUCGACGAGUAUUCCUUUGGAUAACAAUAAUCAGCAAACGUCUACCGUUUAAAGAUCUUCUGAAGAUAUUCUUCUGAAUCUAAUUAUUAGAUUGUAAUAAUUAGUUGAAAACUCUGUAUAAAUUGCUUAUUCGGAUUGGCUUCUAUUAAAGAGAACUAUCCGAUGAAGUAUCUUACGAAGAGUUUGAACGCGCAAUUGAAAUGUGCUUUAAGUUUUGUUUUCAACUGUACGAUUGAACUUCUUUAGAUAGAAAUUGGGUACAAAUGCUGUAUAUUAUAAGAGAAAGGGUCAGUGAAGAUUAUUUAAAAACGAAAAAGCAAAAGGAAGGAGAAGAAGAGAUGAUUCUGCGAUAUAUAAUUAUAGCGACGCGCCUUUCACGAUAUUUACCGCGUAGACGCUAAUUGUUACUUUGUAGUAGUAUUUGUUUGACUUUUAAUCAUUAUUAUUUAUCUAUUAAUUUAUUAAUAGAUGUAAGUUAAUCUCUAAUAGUCAAUAUAAUUACGAGUAAAAUGAUCACACACAGUGCGCAGAUACACAAUGAAUAAAAAUGAUAAAAUCAUUUAAACAAGUAGGUGCAUCUUGUCAUUAUGAUAGGUAGAUACUUUAGAAUAAAAAGUAAAAUGGCCUUUAGACUUAGCAUUUCCGAAUUUGAGAGUAAAUAAACAGAAAUUAAUAUAACAUAUUUUACCUGUAAUAAAUGUUCAAAAAUUGAGAUCGUAUAUAUAUGUAUAUAUGUAUUACAUAUAUAUAAUAACAGUUACAGUUCUCGUAUUGCUUUAGAACGAGGUAACUGUAUAUUGUCCCAUAAAACAGUAUAAAGCGAUUGGUAUAAAUGUUGACACGCUUAUGGGCUCUAGAAAUAUGUGUUUUAUCGAUAUAUUUCUGACGUCUCACAUUGAAACAAGGAUAUGUAUCGUUAGUUACAGUAUUUAUCACGGUAAAUAUUACCGAAAAAACCAUUACUAGUUUUUUAGUAUUAGUCUGAAACAAUUCUAGGAGAUACGAAAGAAAACCUCGUUAGUUAAUCUUCCGGUUAUAUCGUUAGCAAAUGUAGGAUAAGGUAGAUUUUUUUAGCCGUUCUUACGGUUGUAAUGAUUUAGCUGCACCAAAUUGUUUAAUGGCACGCAAACGUAUUCAUGUGUCAGUAACAUAUAGGACACGUAUUAUCAUUGAUUGUUCACCAAUACGCAAAGUAGACUAAGUGUACUUCAUUUGCUUGGUUAACGCACUUUGUUUUUAUUAUCUUUCACCGAUGGUAUUAGUAUGAUUUAUGAUUAUUAUUAUUACUAUUGCUACUGCUACUAUUAUUAUUAUUAAUAUUAAUAUUAUUAUUAUUACCAUUAUUAAUCAUCGUUGUACUUUAUGCAGUCUUUUUCUUUUUUUUUUGUAAAUAAUCGGCUAUCUUUCCACAGAGAAAGAUUAAAAAUGUGCGGAAAAGAAAGGACAGAGGGACAUGAAAGUUCACUCAUAUGUAAUACCAAAGUUUAUCGUAGUAAAAUCUCUUCUCUUAGUUUUCUACAUUCCUUUUCGUACAAUAUUUGCCCCUAUAAUCUGCAUAUAAAAUAGUAUAUACUUUUCUCGAACAAACGUUUUUUCUACGAGUACAAUCCUUUUCUUCUGCCGUUGAAUUUCGAGAAACUCUUUGUACGCCUUUACAGCUACUUUGCAGAUACAUUACGAUUAUCACUGCCUAUACUAUGUCGUUUUGGAAUGUACCACAUUUACAAGAAACUUCUGAUGUGUUGUUCAUACGAUACUACGUAAUUUUCUUAAAUUACUUUUAUUGGUUUAACAUCGAAAAUCUUGUUAUUUACAAAUUUGAACGGCAAGUGAAUUGUAAUUCAUGAAUGUUAAAAGUAAUUCAGAACUACUGUUUUUCGACGAUUUAUCUUUGACUUGUUUAAAACGAUAAUGUUUGUAACACUGGCUAAAAUCUUCUGAGUAAAGCUUCUAUAAAGUACGUGCAGCAAUCGGUGAAGUUGCUGCGAACAUUUUCCAGUAACACUGUUUUUAACGGUCAUUUAAAAAAAAAGCAUGCGAUAUAUACAUAUAUAUUUUAUACGUUUUACGAUCAAUGUAUUUUUACAAGGUUGUUUCAGACUGGGUGUAAAAUAGCUCACUUGAAUGCUUAGUUUCGUGAAAUUUAUAAAUCGGGGUACAUGCGUUAUACAUACAGCAGCUUUUCAAUGAUACAAAUUGAAAUAUUUAACAUCUUGAUAAAUGUGUACCGCAGUCACUUUUAAACGAAUAUACACACGCACACGACAAACAAAACUGAUGUUGCAGACGACAAAAUGCAAAAGAAUUUGAAUAUUUUUAGAAAAUGUGUUACAUUAUUAUUAGGUGCAAGUAUCUAAACAUCUCUACUACUGCAAAUUAAAUUUCAUGUAUAUAACGUAACAAACGAUUAAGAAGAGCGUCUCUUUGUCUAAAAUUUAGAAAAAUAAAAGACUAAGUUUACCAUUCUCUAGUGUGAUUUCUAUGCUGGCCUUGCAAAAUCAAAGAAAGAUUAUCUAUAUUACAAAUAAAUAUGUGUUAUUAUAUUAUGAGACGGAGCGAAUGAGUGAGUGAGAGUGAGAGAGAGAAAAUAUUAAUGCUAUAAAUAUAUAUAUAUACACACACACAUAUAUAUAUAUUUUGUAUUUAAUAUUAAUUGCCCAAAUUUAACAGAACUGCGAAUACUAUUAUUAUUCUCUGAUACUAUGACACGAAAGUAUAUAUUUCUUAUGACUGGUGUAAGUAUUCGCAUUCUAUUUUUUCUUUUCUAUGCACGACUGUCAACUUGAAAAUCAGUGGUAAUGAUGUUCGCCAAUAAAUAAAACAAUUUAAGCCAACCAAUUGAA
Molecule: messenger RNA, 7566 nt
Organism: Megachile rotundata (alfalfa leafcutting bee)
Lineage: Eukaryota; Metazoa; Arthropoda; Insecta; Hymenoptera; Megachilidae
Product: Rap GTPase activating protein 1
Biological process (GO): regulation of small GTPase mediated signal transduction
Cellular component (GO): cytoplasm
Molecular function (GO): GTPase activator activity; protein binding
Source: RefSeq, a predicted model, not a curated record